AUGUCGACACAACGCAACAGCGAAGCCGAAGUCAAGUCAUGGGGAUUUCCCCACGUUUUCACUUGGACCGAUGGACCGAAAGCACACUACCCCCCUCAUUCGCAUCGGAGCCUGACGACUCAUCUGAUUCUGAGAGGUAGCCUGACUAUCACAUACCCAAAGGAUGAGCAGCCUGAAAAGAUUACCUACGGCGUUGGCGAUCGCAUUGACGUCGACGCCGGUCGCGUGCAUGAGGUCUGGAUUGGUGACGAAGGGUGUACCUAUGUCAUCGGGGAGUAA
Messenger RNA from Colletotrichum truncatum, 279 nucleotides. RefSeq lists its product as uncharacterized. NCBI's taxonomy places the organism in Eukaryota, Fungi, Ascomycota, Sordariomycetes, Glomerellales, Glomerellaceae. The record is from RefSeq and is a predicted model, not a curated record.